AUGUCGUGGGACUUCGCCGUCGACGAUCUGCGGAAGGAACUCAAAGAAUUGAAGGAGAAGCUUGCAGUGCAAGGCGUCAAGAUUGGCGAGCAAGAGAGUAAAUUAAUCAAGAACGAGGAGGAUUUGAAGGUUGCACAAGACAAUUAUGCCGAUACCCUGUACAAGGCAAGUUUGCUCCGGAAGGAGGCAGAUCGGGCAUUAGAGCUUGAAGAAUCUCUUAAGAGGAGAAAUGAAGAACUAAGUAACGAACGGAAUACCCGAGAGAAUGUAGAACAGGCUCUUCGGACGGCGAACGAGGAACGCGAGAAAGAAGCGGCGUCUGUGAAGGAGACGCAGUACUUCCUGAAUCAAAUUGCGAGCGAGUCUAGCGAGAGUCGCAAGGAACGUGAAAGGCUUGCAGCAGAGAAAGCGAAACUUGAUGCGCAAGUUCGAGAGCUACAGGGAGAACUUCGGAGACACGAGAUCGCACCCCCACCUCCGCCCAAAACUCCCGCUAGACCCCGCGCUUCUUCACUUACUCACAUCAACAAAGUAGUCAUGCUUGAGCGCGACAUCGAACAGAUCCGAGCGUCAGCAUCUUCUUCCGAAAUUGAUCUGAAGUCGACGCAGGAGAAGUUAUCUAAAGCACAAUCCGAUUUAAUCCGCAUUGAAAAUGAGAAGGCGGUUUUGGAGAAGAGACUGAAGGACGCUGAAGAGAAGGUGAAGGAUGCCAGGACCGACAAAAGCGAGCUGCAGGCGGAGCUGGACUUCUAUCGAGAGCAAUGUGCGUCGGGGUCACGAGAGGCGGAGUUGAUCGCCAGACUUGAGGAAGAAGAGAGCAAAGUAACACUCUUGGAACAGCAGCUUGCUCAGGCUAGCCGCUCUAGUGCGAUGAAGCGUUCUAUUGAUCAGCUUCAGAGUCAACUUGACAACGAAAUUUCUCGCCGUCAGAUAGCUGAAACACGCGAGGUCAUGCUAGUUCAAGAGAAGGAGGAGGCGCUGAAUGAGCUUGAAGACCUUAAGGUGAGCGUUCGAGAGCAGGACUUUUUCGUUCAGCAGAGAGAUACGCGGAUCAAGGAACUUGAAACUCGAGAGAGAUUAUUACGAGAGCAGUUAGAGAUUACAAGCGCAAAUGCAAGCUCUGAGCACGAAGGAAUCGCGAAGAUCACUGAAUUGGAGAACCGGAUUGAACGUAUCCGCGCCGAACGCGAUGAGUUAACUGGUCAUUUGGAAUUCGUCCAAUUGGAAUGCCGUUUCAAAGUGGAAGCUCUGGAAAAGGCGCUCGCAGAGCGAGCAGCGAAUACUCCAGAUGAUCCCCGGCUACAGGAUCAUCAAUCACGUAUUGCACAGAUGGCGGAAAGGGUUGAUACCGGAAAGACGCACCUACAGAGACUGCGUAUUGCUUUGUCCGCCACGCUGGUCACUAUUCAGCAACUCCACUCUCAGAGUUGUAUUGCCACUUCUCAGGAAAAGGCGCAGACAAUGGAAGUAGAUCCAUCUAUUCUCUGUAAUGACCUGGACGAGCUUCUCACAGACUCCUCGUCGCUCGAUUCCGUCGUUUCCUCACUACAAGAUAAUUUGCGCGCGAAGGUGGAGGAAGCUGAACAUGCCCGAGUGGAGCUUGUAGCAUCUCUGGCGUGCAAAGAUGACAAGAUCGCCGAACUUCAACUUCACUUAUCAGACUCCUCCGCUGUUGUUCGUGAUGAAAAGGAAAGGCGUACUGCCCUCGAAGAACGUGUACAAGAGCUUGAAGUCAACCUGAAUACUGUCAGACAAGAGCUCGCCGAUGCGUUAGAGCAUUGCGAACGCCUCGAAGCCAGACAGUCGUCAGAUGCGUCAUCGAAUGACACUAUCCGUUCCCUCCGGAAGGAAGUUGAAGAGCUCAGGAGCAGAGUGGCACGAAGGACCGAGCAAAUUGGCUUGCAUCAGCAUGACAUCAAGCGACUUGAAACGAACAUGCGUUUGAUGGACGAACGUCUGGAGGAAGUACAAGGCGAGCUGGAAAUGGCGGAGACGACGAAAGCCGCAAUGCUUGAAGAUUGCUCGACAGCGCGCGAGGAACGCGACCAAGCUAAGAAGAACUUGUUGCAAGCGGAGCUCGAGGUUGAGCAGUUGGCUGCGCGAGUGCAAGGACUGGAGAAGGAGACCAGCAAGUUGCAAAAUGACCUUGCAGCACGGGACCAACGGGACCAAUCAGUGGUCUCUGCGUCAAUCAUCGAACGAGAUGCUCGGAUUGCUGACCUAGCGGAGAAAGUCAAAGUGAGUGAGACUGCGCUAUCGGACGCUCAAACGCAGGUGGCUGGCCUCCAAAAGGAAAUAAAAGAGGUCCAGGAGGCAGGCAAGCGAUCAGUCGAAGAGCAGAGUAAGAAGAUGCAGGACACUGAGCUUGCCACGUCGGAAGAAUUGGAACGCCGUUCGAGCGAGUUACAGCUCCUCAAGCAAGAGGUAGAAACUUCAAAACUUGCCCUGUGCGAGACGGAGGACGCUUUGAGAGCAACAAACGAAAAGUAUGAACGAGCAACGGAAGAGAUCGAGGAACUUAAAGCAGAACUUGCCGCCGUUAAGGAGGCAGGAGAAGAGACUUCUGAGGCUCAGAUAGAUGUGAGGAUGGCACUCGAUGCCAAGGAGAAGGAACUCGAGCGGAAGGAAGAACAGUUACGACAUCUAUCCUACGAAUUCGAAGCGCUUAAGACCAGAGAAGAAGAAACAUCCUGCAUGCUGGAGUCGAAGCAGCAAGAGCUAGACAUAUGCUCCGCAGAAGUACAGCGGCUUUCCUCGGAGCUUGAAACGACGGAAGCGAAGCAACAAGAAGCUGCAACCCGGCUCGAGUCGGCGGAAAGACAACUUGCCGAGACCAGUAAACAAGUUGAACAUCUGGAAACAGAAAAGGCAGAUCUUCUAACGCGACUCGCGGCAUUCGAGACCGAAUCUGAUAAAGAGUUGACCGAUUCAACCGCUCUUCGUUCCAUGCUUGAAGAGGAACGAGAACAAUACGAACAGAAGGUUACGAAACUGGAAGCCGAUAUCGAUUCUUUACGCUCGGCAAAGGAGGAACAGCUUAGAACUUCUGAUUCAUCUACUGAAGAGUUCAAGAUUCGUCACCAGGAAAUUACAGCCUCGCUGGAAGAAACCAAGGCAGAGCUCGCGGAGCAGCGUGUGCAGUACGAGACCCUCCUCGAAGAGCAUCGAAAGGCAUCUGCAUGCCACGAGGCUGAAGUGGUGGAUCUCAAACACCAGCUUUCUAGUUUAUCUACUGAGGUGGAAAAUCUCCAGAAAUCGCUGCAGGAGGAGAUUGACGGCCGGAAACAUGAACUUGCCGCUCAUGAAGAAGAGCUUUGUCUUGCACAAGACAAGCAGGGAGCAGUAGCCGAUAUCGAGUCUGAGUUGAAGCAGGACGUUCAACGAUAUCAGGAUCAGCUUGCCGAAGUUCGAGCGAGUCUUAUGUCUCUUCAAGAUGAGAACACGACUCUGCAGUCAGAAAUGGACGACCUGUCUGGAGAAUGCCAUCGUGCGAAGCUUCAGAGUCAGUCUCUGGAAAGACAGCUCUCGUCGAACAAUAGGGAGUUGUCCGAACUGCGCGAAGAAUUGUCCCAUGUACGAGAAGCGCUCUCACGCUCGGAGAAGUCUGGCAAGACAGCAGAGAUGAAUCUCCUCCUUUUCAGUCAACAGAACGAGCGUACUAUCUCUUCCCUUCGUGCUCAGUUGAAGGAACAUGAGAAGGGUGCUGAACGGAUUCACAAGCUUCAGCAGAUUGUUGGGGAAACCAGGGAGCAAAUCAGUGAGAUGGAGGGUCUACUUAAAGCCAAGUGUGCUGAAAUCGAAGAAAACGAUGACAAGUUCAUCCAGCUGUUGAAAGAAAAGAAGAAGUUGACAAGUAAGGUCGAGUCCUUGACGAAAAAGAAUAAUAGCUUGCAAAAUAAACUUGCAGCGGCAUCCUCAGGACCGUCGAAAGUAACGUCCCCUCCACCACAGGAGGCGCACCGCCAAGCAUCGGCAUUGGAGUCCGGCCGGCCUGCUCCUGUUCUCGAUUUACCGAGUGUCCAUGUUGAAAGGACCACCGCUGCAGCUUCAUCGUCUUCCGCAAGACCAAGGUUAUCCAAACGGCCAGCUCCACUAGAAUCUAAGACGCCGGAACCGUCGAGACGCAUCUCUGGCUCCAAGAGGCGUCGCGAAUCCACACCUCCGAUAGACGAGCUUCCUGUGACGACGUCGAUAGGCAAGAAGCGGCCUCUUCCUGACGAUUCUGACUCCGUCCGACCGAUGGUUGAGGCUCGCUUCCCAGAUUCAUAUCCAUCCACUUCUGAUAGUUCGUCAACACCUCCAAUGCCUUCGUCUUCUUCGACCUCGGCACUACCUUCAGUUCCUCCAACAUUCGAGUUCACUUCCACGCCUCGUCGCCGAAGAACAGCGCUUCAUACCGGGUUCACGCCUGUACGAGGACAGGCAGCCCUUCGACCUACUUUGAGCCAACCUUCGCCAAUGCGAAAGACUGCGGCUGCUAGGGCUAUACAAGCAUCGUCUGUAAUCUCUGAUGUAACGAACAGCCCUCCGAGAGCCAAACGACAUUUAACGGUUGACGAAGACUCCAACGAACCUCGAGUGCAGAAGCCAGCUGGAAAGGGUUGGUUAGGGAAAAUUCGUGGAGGAGCAAAUCCACUGAGGUCACGACAACAGCCAAACACGGAAAACCGUCCAUAAGUAGCUUGCAUUGUGUACAGUCCCUGUAGCAUGCAUAUGUAUCUAUAGCUUGCAUCUGCA
This is a messenger RNA of Fomitiporia mediterranea MF3/22, 4737 nucleotides long. RefSeq lists its product as uncharacterized. The coding region runs from base 1 to 4677 and encodes 1558 amino acids. NCBI's taxonomy places the organism in Eukaryota, Fungi, Basidiomycota, Agaricomycetes, Hymenochaetales, Hymenochaetaceae. The record is from RefSeq and is a predicted model, not a curated record. The transcript is spliced from 5 exons.